Messenger RNA from Salarias fasciatus (jewelled blenny), 2064 nucleotides. RefSeq names its product islet cell autoantigen 1-like (gene ical1). The record is from RefSeq and is a predicted model, not a curated record. Gene Ontology annotation, cellular component: Golgi apparatus. NCBI's taxonomy places the organism in Eukaryota, Metazoa, Chordata, Actinopteri, Blenniiformes, Blenniidae. The transcript is spliced from 15 exons. Bases 151 to 1782 code for a protein of 543 amino acids. Gene Ontology annotation, molecular function: protein domain specific binding. Gene Ontology annotation, biological process: regulation of transport.
CCGCGCCGCUGCCGUUCAGCAGCAUAAUAUCCUGUUUCAGUGAGUCGGAUGAAGAUGUCUGUCUGGAGAGGAGCAUCUAGCCGAGCAUAGAUGCUUCUGACUGCGAGAAGAAACGGACAGCGGCACACCGAAAAAAGCUGAUAUCCAGUGAUGGACAGGUUCACAGAGGACAUGCUGAACAGCGGCCGGGCCAUGCUGGGCGAGGACAGCUCAGUGAUGGCCCGCAUGCAGAAGAAGUUCUGGAAGACCAAGCAGGUGCUCAUCAAGGCCACGGGCAAGAAGGAGGACGAGUACGUGGUGGCGUCGGACGCCGACCUGGACGCCAAGCUGGAGUUCUUCCGCUCGGUUCAGUUCACCUGCACGGAGCUGCUGAAGGUCAUCGAGAAGUACCAGCACAGGAUCACACGACUGUCUCAAGAGGAGAACGAGCUGGGGCUGUUCCUGCGCUUCCAGGCCGAGCACGACCGCACCAAGGCCGGCAACAUGAUGGACGCCACCAGCAAGGCGCUGUGCGCCUCGGCCAAGCAGAGGAUGGCGCUGUGCCCGCCGCUGCAGCGCCUGCACCAGGAGGUUGAGACGUUCCGGCGGCGCGCCAUCGCCGACACGCUGCUGACGGUGGGCCGCAUGGAGAAGGCCCGCACCGAGUACCGCGGAGCGCUGCUGUGGAUGAAGGACGUCUCCCAGGAGCUGGACCCGGACACCUACAAGCAGCUGGAGAAGUUCCGCAAGGUCCAGACUCAGGUCAGAGGGACGAAGGGUCAAUUCGAGAAGCUGAAGAACGACGUGUGUCAGAAGGUGGACAUGCUGGGAGCGAGUCGCUGCAACAUGCUGUCACACUCCCUCUGCACCUACCAGACCACGCUGCUUCAGUUCUGGGAGAAAACGGCUCACGCCAUGUCGGGCAUCCACGAGGCCUUCCAGGGACACGUCCCGUACCAGUUCACCACGCUCAAGGACCUGCGAGAUCCUCUGGAGCAAAUAUCCGACUCCCAGAAGCAGGAGGAAGAUCUGCAGCGCAACACAGACAAUCUGGUGUCCUUGGAUGACGACAAGCCGUCAGGAAGCCAUGCAGACCCCCCCCCACCCAGCGGUGAUGGACAGAGCCUCACCGGUGACACUGCUCUGAGGGGGCCGCCGGUGGUCCCUGACGACGAUCUCCUGCUCAUGGCCUGCGACGAGCUGCUGGCCCCGCCCCCUCCGAACGCCCCGCCCCCUCUGCUGCCUCCUCCCCCGCAGGCCGGACGCCCUCAGAUCGGCCCCUGGCAGCAGCCCGUCUCCGGUAGUGUGUCCGCCCCCGCCGCCACCAGCCUGAGACCGGAGGACGAGGAAGGCGAGCGCAGCGACAUGGCGUUCCUGAAAGACCUCCUGAGCCCGGGUCCAGGCUCCUGUGACGAGUUCAGCAGAGAGUGGCAGGAUGCGUUCGGGAUGUUCGACCCUCAGCCGCCCGGCGGGGGGGCGCCACCACCGCCGCCGCCGCCCACAGCUGCAGCAGCGCGGCCUCCGUCCAACCCCCCCAGCCCCACCGGGUUCCUGCCCUCCCAGCUGCUGGACCACAGCCUGAGCUCCACAGGCUGGGCGACGCCCCCCAUGUUCCAGGCUCCGCCCAUGCAGCCCCCGCCCGGGCCCAGCCAGUCCGCCCAGCCGGCCGCCAGCUCAGUCGCUCAUGCAGCUCCGGGAGGCUCCAAAGACAUGUCAGCCUGGUUCAACCUGUUUGCAGACCUGGACCCCCUCUCCAACCCGGACGCCAUCGGACGCUCGGCAGACGAGCUGCUCAACGCCUGAGGCCCCGUCUGUGUGUACGUGUGUGUGCGCGCGUGAGAAAGAGUGUGUGCGCAUAUGCUCUACAAGCGUCAGGAUCUGUGCAACUUAUAACGUCGUCGACCAAGUAAACAAACUGUGAACAACACACGCAUCGUGCACUCACACACACACACACACACACACACACACACAUCUCUGCGAUCAGGAGAAAACGGUGAAAACACACACACUCGAAUGCACCGCCCGUCUCUUUCCACUGGAAAUCAGCUCUUCUCCCGUUAAAAAAAAAAAAAAAAAAAAAAA